Molecule: messenger RNA, 2528 nt
Organism: Diaporthe batatas
Lineage: Eukaryota; Fungi; Ascomycota; Sordariomycetes; Diaporthales; Diaporthaceae
Product: metalloendopeptidase
Exons: 2
Coding region: 284-2389 (701 amino acids)
Biological process (GO): peptide metabolic process; proteolysis
Cellular component (GO): mitochondrial intermembrane space
Molecular function (GO): metalloendopeptidase activity
Source: RefSeq, a predicted model, not a curated record
CCUCAACCGUGCUGUGCAGGAACAUCCUCCGACCUCCAACGUGGCGUCCCAUUUUCCAAAACGACCCUUGAAAACUAGGGGUAAGCCCCGGAAAACUGCCCUCCUCUUUGCCUUCUCCCUCUUUGUGCUUCUACUUUCCAUCCUGGCUGUCUCACGAGCCGUUCCGCGCACGCUGCUCGGAACCUUCUCACACCUGAAAGCCGGUCGUCUGACCAAGUUCCCCUUCAUUGCGACUGCUUCAUUUUCGACAUUUAGGCCGUUCGUCGCCCAACCUUCCUACAUCAUGGACAAGUACAAGAAGCCUCCGCAGGCACCGCCCACUUUUAUCGGCACCAAGGAGAACAUCGUCUCGGACACCAAGGCGUUAUGUGACAAGACACGCAGCCUCUUGGACGACCUCGUCGCCAAGAUACCUGCCGACGACAGCUCCAAGAUCACGUUCCAGGACGUCUUGCUGCCCCAGAUUUAUGACGAGAAUGACUCGGCUUUGACAGCCCGCAUCCUGGGCUUCUAUCAGUAUGUCUCGAGCAACUCGGAGCUGCGGGAUGCCUCAACGGAGGCCGAGAGCAUCAUGGAUGAGUUCGCCAUUGAGAUGGCCACCAGGGAGGAUGUCUUCAAGAUCGUGGACGCCGUCUACCAGAAAAAGGACAGCCUUGGUCUAGACACCGAGGACAAGAAAUUCUUAGAGAAAGAGAGGAAGAACUACAUCUCGAACGGACUGGGGCUCCCCGCUGGACCCCAGAGGGAGCGCUUCAAGGAGAUCAAGAAGAGACUUAGUCAGAUCCAGAUCGAGUUCACCAAGGCCCUGAACGAGGAGAACGGUGCAAUCUACUUCACCCCCGAGGAGUUGGACGGCGUUCCGACCGACCUCACCGAAAGCUGGGACAAGGGAACGGGGGAGAACGAGGGCAAGCUCCGCGUCUCCUUCAAAUACCCGGACCUCUUCCCAACCUUGAAGUUCGCCAAGAACCCCGAGACCCGCCGGAAGAUUUUCAUCGCCAACGAGAACAAGUGCAACAAGAACAUGCCCCUGUUCAAGGAGGCCAUUACCCUGCGGGACGAGGCUGCGCGCAUGCUUGGCUUCCCAGACCAUGCCUCUUUCAGGAUUGAGGACAAGAUGGCCAAGACCACAAAGACGGUCAACGAUUUCCUCGGAGACCUGCGUGUCAAGCUUGCACCUGGUGGGAGGAAGGAGACGGAACACCUCAAGGCGAUCAAGAAGGCCGACGUCGAGUCACGCGGAGAGAAGUUCGACGGCAGCUACUACCUGUGGGACCACCGCUUCUAUGAUCGUCUGAUGAUCGAGCAGGAGUACUCUAUCGAUGAGAACAAGAUCUCCGAAUACUUCCCCUUGUCGAAGACGGUGGCUGGCAUGCUGAAUAUCUUCGAAAAGCUGUUCGGCUUCGUCUUCGUCGAGCUUUCCCCGGAGGACAGGGCAGCAAUCAGCCCUACAGGAAAGGGCGAGGAUAUAUCCUGGCACGAGGACGUGAUCGUCUUCUCGGUUUGGGACGACGACAACGAAGGCGGCGAGUUCGUUGGGUACCUAUACCUUGACCUUCAUCCACGAACUGGAAAAUACUCUCACGCGGCCAACUUCAACCUGUCUCCAGGCUUCUUGCAGGCAGAUGGGAAACGCCGUUAUCCUGCCACUGCAUUGGUAUGCAACUUUAGCAAGCCAACGCCAAAGAAACCCAGUCUUCUAAAGCACGACGAGGUGGUGACGCUCUUCCACGAGUUGGGGCACGGCAUCCACGACUUGGCAGGCCGCACAAAGACAUCCAGAUUCCACGGCACCUCGACAGUUCGGGACUUUGUCGAGGCGCCCUCACAAAUGCUUGAGAACUGGUGCUGGACCCCUAGUCAGAUCAAGGGCCUGUCGAGCCAUUAUGAGACGGGUGAGCAGAUCCCAGACGAACUGGUGGAGAAGCUUGUUGCGACGAAGCAUGUGAACGGUGCACUGUUCAACUUGCGCCAGUUACAUUUUGGCAUCUUCGACAUGACCGUCCACACGCCCAAGAGCCACGAGGAGGUAGAGAAGCUUGAUGCUAGCGCAGUUUAUAACGACCUGCGUGCCGAAAUUGCCGGCCUGCAGGGCCCGGAGUCCCUGGGACAGGGAAGCAACUGGGGCAACGGCCCGGCGACUUUUGGUCACCUCAUAGGAGGAUACGACGCUGGCUAUUACGGCUACCUGUCUUCCCAGGUCUACUCUACUGACAUGUUCUACACUGCUUUCAAGGCGGACCCCCUCAACGGCAAAGAAGGUCGACGGUACAGGCACACGGUUCUCGAGAGGGGUGGCAGUCAGGAAGAGAUGGUCACUCUGGAACAAUUCCUGGGCAGGAGGCCUUCAAAUGACGCUUUCUACAAAGACCUCGGUCUUGCCAGCUGACUCGAUCAGGCCAGGACCAGUCGCCUCUGACAGCAAGGGGCUGUCACUGAAGCACUUCAUGGCUUUAGCCUGGGCGGAUGGAUGUACCUACAAUCUAGCUAGCCUCGACAUAAAGAGUGGAACACUGUAAAAUCCCGCA